This is a messenger RNA of Beta vulgaris subsp. vulgaris (sugar beet), 7205 nucleotides long. Its product is annotated as nuclear-pore anchor. Gene Ontology annotation, molecular function: structural constituent of nuclear pore. The record is from RefSeq and is a predicted model, not a curated record. NCBI's taxonomy places the organism in Eukaryota, Viridiplantae, Streptophyta, Magnoliopsida, Caryophyllales, Amaranthaceae. Bases 254 to 6637 code for a protein of 2127 amino acids. Gene Ontology annotation, biological process: protein import into nucleus; mRNA export from nucleus. The transcript is spliced from 5 exons. Gene Ontology annotation, cellular component: nuclear pore.
GAGUAAAGAUCUUCCAAGCACUGCGCUCUCUUAAAAUAACACAAAUAAAAUCAUCUUUCAAAAAUCUCCCCUUCCCAAACCCUCUCACUUAUUCCCCCCGCUCUCUCUCUCCCCUCCAUUUCCCACAAAACAAACGCCCUGCAAAUGUUUGAUCCUGGAGAAAACCCUGAACGCAAUCUCUAACCGUCUUACCCUCAAACAACAACCUUCUCAAACCCUAAUUUUCACAUCACGCCCAAAUUCCACAGCAAUCAUGCCGUUAUUUCUCUCCGACGACGAAUUCGAGCGCAUCAAAAUCUCCGGCGACGCUUCUGCGGUGGUGGAGAAGGCAGAUUCCUACAUUCGAGACCUUUUCUCCAAUCUCGAAACCGUUAAAGCUGAAGCUGAUGCCGCCGCCAUUACUGCCGAGCAAACUUGCUCUCUUCUCGAACAUAAGUACCUUUCUCUCUCCUCUGAGUUCGCCGCCCUUGAGUCUCGUUGCACUCAGCUUGAUUCUAAUCUUCAGCAACGAGUUUCGGAACUUGCGCAAGUUCAGUCUGAUAAACACCAGCUUCAUCUCAAAUUCAUUGAAAAAGAUGGGGAGAUUGAAAGACUGUCAAUGGAAGUGAAGGAGCUGAAAAAUUCCAAAAGGCAAGUGGUGGAGUUGGUAGGGUUGAAGGAUGCUGAGAUCAGUGAGAAGAAUGCUACAAUCAAGAGCUACAUUGACAAGAUCACCGGAUCGGCAGAUCGUGUUGCUCAGAGGGAAGCUAGGCUGAGUGAGCUUGAGGCAGAGUUGGUGCGAUGUAGGGCUAAUUCUGACAAACUGUUGCAGGAGAAAGAGCUUAUUCAGAAGCAUAACAUUUGGCUCAAUGAUGAAUUAACCGCGAAAGUUGAAAGUCUGCUGCAGCAGCGUGGGAGAAGUGCAGAAAUGGAGGCUGAAUUUUCGAUGAAAUUGGCUGAUAUGGAGAAGCAGUACAACGAAUGUUCUACUUCCUUGAGUAGGCACAAGGAAAGGGUGAGAGAGCUAGAAUCGAAGUUGGAAUCUUUGCAUCGGGAGUUAUGUUCAGCCAGAGAUGACGCUUCUGCUUCUGAACAACGAUAUUCAGCAGAAGUCUCAACAGUUUCUAGACUUGCUGAUCUGUACAAGGAGAGUUCUGAGGAGUGGUCCAAAAAGGCCGGGGAUUUGGAGGGCGUGAUCAAGGCUUUAGAAACUCAUUUAAGUCAAGUGGAAAGUGAUUACAAAGACAAGCUUGAGAAGGAAAAUGUUGCUAGGAAGGAGGCAGAAAAGGUGUCUGCAGAGUUGAAGGAGAAACUUGAAAAAUGUGAGGCUGAACUGGAGUCAAGUAGGAGAGCCAAUGAGAUGGAUAUUCUUCCAUUGAGCAGUUUUACCACCGAAUCCUUUAUGUAUAAUGCUAACACAAACGAUAAUGCUGGAGAUAAUCUUGCAAUUGUACCUCAUGUCCCAGCAGGUAUCUCAGGAACAGCACUUGCAGCAUCUCUGCUCCGAGAAGGCUGGAGUUUAGCCAAAAUGUAUGCCAGGUAUCAGGAAGCUGCAGAUGCAUUGCGGCAUGAGCAGCUGGGAAGAAAGCAAACACAAGCAAUUCUGGAGAGAGUUCUUCUUGAAAUAGAGGAAAAGGCUUCUGUUAUCUUGGAUGAACGAGAAGAACAUGAAAGGAUGGCUGAAGCUUAUGCUUUCAUGAAUCAGAAGUUGCAACAAUCUCUCUCUGAGCAAGCUAAUAUAGAGAAACUUAUCCGCGAACUGAAGGCAGACUUGAAGAAGCGUGAACGUGAGAAUAAUUAUGCCCAAAAGGAGAUCAAGGAUCUUCAGACUCAGGUUGCCCUCCUUUUAAAAGAAUGCCGUGAUGUUCAAUUGCGUUGUGGACUUAAAAGCCAUGAUUAUAUGGGGGAAGAUAUUGCUGUACCUUUGUCUGAAAGUGAUGAUGAAUCUGGCACUCAGAAGGUUAUUUCCGAGAACCUGCUCUCUAUCAAGGAUAUAAAAGGAUUGGUUGAGCAAAAUGCUAAGCUUCGCAGUUUAGUACGAAGCUUUUCUGAUGAUAUUGAGAAUAAGGAACAUCAGCUAAAGGAACAAUAUGAGGAGGAGCUCCAGAAGCACAAGGAGGAGGCUGCCUCAAGAGUUUAUGCAGUCCUACAAAGAGCUGAAGAGCAAGGACAAAUGAUUGAGUCAUUGCACUCAUCUGUGGCUAUGUACAGGAGAUUGUACGAGGAGGAACAUAGAAUGCGCUCUUCCCAAUCUCAGUCGACUGAGGCGCUUCCAACAGAUGGUAGGAAAGACUUCAUGCUGCUUCUAGAAGGCUCCCAGGAAGCCACUAAGAAGGUUCAAGAGCAGACCAGCGAACGUGUGAGAUGCCUUGAAGAUGAGUUAGCUAGCCGCAAAGCUGAGAUCAUAUCCUUACGUUCUGAGAGAGAUAAGUUUGCCUUGGAAGCCAAUUUUGCCCAAGAGAAACUUGAGAGGUUUAUGAAAGAAUAUGAUCAUCAAAGGGAGGAAAUGAAUGGAGUCUUAGCACGGAAUAUUGAGUUCUCUCAGCUCAUAGUUGACUACCAGAAGAAGCUGCGGGCAAACGCUGAAUCUGUGAACGCAGCCGAGGAACUCUCACGAAAGUUGAACAUGGAGAGCUCUAUUCUGAAACGUGAAAAGGAUUUGCUUGUGAAUUCUGAGAAAAGAGCUCAUGCUGAAGUUCAAGAUUUGUCUCAGAGGGUGUAUCGGCUCCAAGCUACUUUGGAUACCAUACAAAGCACAGAGCAAGCUCGGGAGGAAACCAGAGCUGAAGAGAGGAAGAAGCAGGAAGAGUACAUAAAGCAGAUUGAAAGAGAAUGGGCUGAGGCCAAGGAGGAGCUUCAGGAAGAAAGGAACAACGUCCGAACUCUUUCACUUGACCGUGAGCACACUAUAAAAGAUGCCAUGAGACAAGUUGAAAAUAUGGGUAAAGAAUUAGCAGCAGCAUUGCAGGCGGUUACAGCUGCUGAGGCCAGGGCUGCUGUGUCUGAGGCAAGAUAUGCUGAUCUUGAAAGGACCAUGAAAUCUCCGGAAGGUAAGGCUGCUGAGCAGGAUGGUGGGGUUAAACCAUCUUCAGCAGGCGACAUUUUAGGGGAUGCAAAGGAAGAGAUCGAACGCUUGAAAGCAGAAGCUCAAGCCAGUAAAGAUCACAUGCUUCAGUAUAAGAGCAUUGCAGAAGUGAAUGAAGCUGCUUUAAAGCAGAUGGAGAGUGCUCAUGACAAUUUUAAGAAUGAAGCCGAACAGAUGAAGAAGACCCUUGAAGCAGAGAUCCAGUCGCUCAGAGACCGGGUUCAUGAACUUGAUAAGGAAUCUAGUUUGAAGAUCGAAGAAGCUGCUUCUGCAGCUGCCCAGAAAGAUGAAGCUCUUGCAUCCGCUUUCACAGAGAUUAACAGGUUGAAGGAAGAAACCUCAAAUAAAAUAUCUCAGCUUGGGGCUUUGGAGGUUCAGGUUACUGUUUUGAAAGAUGAUUUGGAGAGGGAGCACCAACGAGCAGUUGCAUCUCAAGGCAAUUAUGAAAGACAGGUUAUUUUGCAAUCUGAAACUAUCCAGGAGCUUACAAAGACAUCACAAGCUUUGGCUUCACUUCAGGAGGAAGCAUCUGAACUACGAAAAACAGUUGCUGCUUACCAAUCUGAAAAUUGUGAGCUCAAGGCUAAGUGGGAUGUGGAGAAGUUGGAGAUGGAGAAGUCACAGUCUGAAGUUGCGAAGAAGUAUGAUGAAGUUAAUGAACAAAAUAAAAUUCUGCAUUGUCAACUUGAAGCAAUGCACAUGAAAUUGGCUGGAAAAGAUGGUGAUGUAUCUUUUCCAGGUACAAGUGCCGACUCUCAAAGUGAUGCUGGCUUGCAGAGUGUGGUUAGCUAUCUCCGGCGCUCUAAGGAAAUUGCAGAAACUGAGAUCUCAUUGUUGAAACAGGAGAAACUUCGUCUGCAGUCCCAGCUUGAGAGAGCUCUGAAGUCAUCUGAGGAAGCAGAUGCAUCACUUAGUGCAGAGCGUGCAAAUUCAAGAAACAAGAUGUUCACAGACGAUGAGUUUAAGGCCUUGAAACUUCAGGUGAGUGAAAUGAACUUGCUGCGGGAGAGCAAUAUGCAACUUAGAGAGGAGAACAAGUAUAACUUUGAGGAGUGCCAGAAAAUGCGUGAAGUUGUGCAAAAUGCUAAAGUUGAGGCUGAGAAUAUGCAGAACCUUCUUAGAGAGAGAGAGCUUGAAUCUGAAGCCCUCAGGAAAGAGAUUGAACUGCAGAGGAAUGAGAAGGAGUGUUUGGAGAGGAGAGUUUCCGAUUUGGUUGAAAGAUCCAAAAACAUUGAUCUAGAGGACUAUAAUCGGUUAAGAAGUGAGGUGGAGCAGCUACAGGUCAGUCUUAGGGAAAAGAAUGUUGUGAUUGAGGAAAUGAGAAAGCAUGUUUCUCAGAAGGAAGAAGCAGCAGCAAAAUUAGAGCAAGAUCUUUCACGGAGCAAAUUGGAAUUGACUGAAAGGGAAAACCGCCUUUCUCAAGUCGAGGCUAGUUUGAAAUCAGAUACUGAUAGGCAAAAGAAGAUUGUUGCUCCAUUUAAGAGAAAGAUUGAUAUGCUUCUAAGGGAGAAGGAAGCACUUUCCAAAGAGAAAGAAUCAUUGUUGAAAGAGAAAGACUUGCUGCUGAAAGAGAAGGAGUCUCUAAUAAAAGAAAGGGAAUCAUUGGCAAAAGAAAAGGAUUCCCUUACAAAAGAGAAGGAAUUGCUAUUCAAGGAGAAGGAAGAACUUAGUAAAGAGAAGCAAGCUGUCUUCAAACAGUUGGAAGAUCUCCGUCAGGAUAAAAAAUCCACAGGGGAUACCCCUGUUGACCCAGCAAUGAGGGAAAAGGAGAAGGAAAAAGAUGCCAGGAUACAGAUCUUGGAGAAUACUGUGGGAAGACUGAGAGAAGAUAACAAGAAAGAAAAAGAUAAGAGGGUGAACAUUGAGAAAAUCAUUGCUGCAAAAGUUAAGAGUGUUGAUCAGGAAAGAAAGAAGUUUGAAAAUGAACAUGUGAAGCAUAAGGAGGCCUUGAGGAAGAUUUCAGAUGAGCUUGAGAAGCUUAAACAUGCAAAGGACAGCCUUCCGGAGGGUACGUCUGCUGUUCAGCUUCUGUCUGGAGCUACCUUGGAUGAUCUGGCCUCAGCUUAUGUGUUGGCUAUUGAAAAUUUUGAAAGAAAAGCCCAUUCAGUCUUUAAUGAUGUCGGGAGCCAGGCUUCUGUGACGAACGCUUUAGCCACAGAUGCAACUCCAUCUGUGGUUGGUAGCUUGCAGGCAUUGCCAGCUGAAGUUCCUAGUAUGAUAUCCUCCAUGGCUCCUGCAACUGUUCCACCCACAAAAGUCACUGAACAAACGGAGAAGAGAGUUCUUAUGCCUAAAUCAUCUGUUGAAACACGAAAAACGGGGAGAAAGUUGGUUCGACGAAUUUUUAAAUCAGAAGAACCUCAACGUGAUGUUGAAAUGUCAGAGUCAGAUGGCAAGAAUGUAGGGAAGCUUAGCUUGGCUCAGGAAGUGGCAACACAGUCCACUGUCCCUGUGUCCAAUGAACCUCCCAUUCGGAAACGCCCUGCUUCUCCAUCUCCAUCUGAGCUGCAAGAGGAAUCCGUUUUGCCUGGAGAUUCUAAUUCUGAUUUGCCUGAACCUGCUCUUAAAAGGUCCAAAGGCUUAGAUACGGUUCAAGAGGACGUUCAAGCAUCAUUUGCUGCUAUGGAGAAUGUUGAAACUGUUCCAACAGUUGAAGAUUUACUGGAUGCAGCUGCUGACUUGCCUCAAGGUUUGAUUGAGGAAGCUUCUGAUUUUGGAAAGGAUGAUUUUGAAACUUUUCAAGCACUGGGAAAGGAGUCUGGCGAGUCUUAUAACACAGAUGAUGAAAAGCCAGCAGAUAAACAGAGAGAUAGUGACAUGGUUGAUGAAGAAAAUGUUGGGAAGCCAAUUGAUGCCGAUACAACGUUGGAUGAAGUAUCUAAUUUGCAGGCUGAGCAAGAUGCUCAGCAGCAAAUGGCAGAUGAUACUGAAAGAGAAGAAGGGGAAAUGCUCCCAGAAGGUUCAGAUCUUGAUGGUGGAGAUGACACAGCUAUCAUGGAAAGUCAAGAUGCAUCUGAAGUUCAUCUGGAGCAUUCAACUGUGGCUUCAAUUUCAUCACCAGCUCCGAAUGAUGACGAUCCUCUAGCUGCUGUCAAUGUAGAGGUCAAUGAAACAAAUUCUCCUGAAAUUCUAACUACUAAUGAACAGAGUGAAGAAGGGGAACUUGCUGAAGAUGUUGCUGAAGAAUCAGAUAAAUCUACUGAUGGCAAUGAUCAAGUUGUCGGAGAUGCUGAUCACACUAGUGAAGCUACCUCUGGUGUGGCUGAAGGAAAUAUGAUUUCCAUGGAAUCUUCAGUUACCAGAGAAGAUGGUUCCAAUAUGAUGUCUGGUCAGGCAGCAACACAGCCUUCACAUGUCAGAGCAAGCUCAACAACAAUAAAUUUAUUGGAGAGAGCCAAGGAGCGUGCAGCAGCUAGGCUUGGUCGUUCCCCUGCUCCAGCUUCUACUUCCGGUUCUGCUUCUGCUCCUUCUACUGCUGGGAGAAGAGGGCGGGGAGUUGGGCCUACGACACGCAGUCGGGGUGCCCGAGGUACGCGUGGUGGGCGUAGGCAAAUGUCUGGUGAUCAGAGCUAAAGCUAAAGCAGAUUAGUCUACUGUUGGCUGCUUAUGCAAGCUAAAGGAGUUAAUGUUAUGAAAGAGUGCUGGAGAGGGAAAACUGUAAAGACGAAUUUUACAUUCCUGAAAGUAGCAAGCUCUAUUGCCUCUCAGGACCCGUGAUAGGAAGCUGUAGCCUGUACAGGGGUAUUCAACGAAGAUCCAUGCGCGUUUGAACUUGAUUCGUGGAUCUCAUUUUGUGUAGAUGUAGUAAGUAGGUAACGAGGAUCAGCUACAACUUACAGGAACAUCAUGAGCCUUUGUGUCCCAAUUUCUCCCUGAUCCAGCUAUGCUUUAACAAUAUUGUUCACUUUAAGAAUUGCUUUUGAGUGGCGAACCAAGCUUAGCAUAAGUUUUGUUGCAUGAUACUGUUGAGUCUUACGAGAAACUUUGGAGAGGGACAUAAUUUGUGCUAUGUUGAUUAAUUUUAAGGUAAAAGGUUUGGCUAAUCAAAUAGAUUUUGAGGUUAGUAAAUUUCAGUGUAAACAAUGUUGGUUUAUUAUUUAUUACAUGGCUGGUAUACAACUUCAAUCCAAGAUUACUGUUA